AUGACAAGCCUUGCAGAAGAGGCAAAAUCUGGCUUUCUAGCCAAUAGCAAUCGAGCGCUUGAGUCGCUGGUGCCACUGACUCAGCUGAGUUCGUUUCUUACAGAUCCAUCCAGAUCAGCUGCACCAAGUCACCAAACAGAAGACGAAUCUGAGUUUGACGAGUCCGACGAUGCUGCAAAUGAGAGUGUUGUGAGGAAAUCGUUUUCAAAAUUGUUUUCUCGAAGCUCCCCAAACAGACCAACACUGUCACCUUUUGUGUCACCACCCAAAGCUGAGGUGAGCUUCCAGAGUUCAACACGUUCCAGCCAGGAUAUGAAUAGUCAGGACUUCCAGAACUCAUCAUUUAUGAACGACACAAAGGCCCAAUUUGACUUGGCCAUUGACCUCGAUGACGGGAAGUUUACUCAAAACGCAAGAAAGCUCCUGCUGUGGCUUCUGACAAACGGAGAGAGAAGUAUCAGCUCUAUCAGGAAAGCUCUGGCUCUCAACAGGUCCAAUUUGGGAACUGUAGUCGACUCUUCAUCGACACAAAAGCAUGAGGACUUGGUGAAGCAGCUCACAGACUGCAAGAUUCAGUUGAAGCUCUACGACAAGUUUCUUCAAGACUUGAUCGACAAGAAGCAGAUUGACGCCGGAGACAUCACCGAUUUUCACGAAACAUGGGAGGAGAGAGAACUGACUGUGGCAAAACUUCGACAGGAGAACGAGGAAAUGUCGACCUUGGUGGAAGACUUGUAUGCUAACCUAGAGGAAAGUCAGGUGAAGUGGCGUCAAGCAGACCAGAGGGCCGAUCAGUUGCACAAUUCUUUCGAGGAUUUGAAGGACGAGAUCUCGAAGCUUCUUCUGGCUUCUGGUAUUCCAGAGAAGUUAGUCCAGCACCAUGAUUCUGCAUCUUACAUAAACCUGGCGGUUCCCUUGCUUCGAUCCCUAAUAGACUCAGAGAGCUCGCGUCAGGAAGUGGCAGAUCUUGAAGAAAAGAUACAGGUAUAUGAAACCGAAGCAAGACUGACUGAAAAGCUUCUAGGCCAGCAGACAGAGGAGAUUGCCUCAUGGAAGGCCAAAUACAGUGAUCUUGAACUCAAGGUCGAGGAGCUUCAGGAAGCUGUGGAUGUCACACCCCACAAAUUUGGCAAGGAUGUCGAGGAGAGGUUCAACAAAUACGAGGCUAUGAUUGAUGAUCUUCAGAGGCAAAUCAACCAGCGUGAAGACUCCAGCAGACAGAGCUCCGUGGUGGAUAAUACCUACGCCAACUCGGAGAGCAGGAAGGUCGAUGAUCUUCGCCAGGAAUACGAUGACCUUUUCCGCUUGCAUGAGGAGUUGAAGAUGGAGCUUAAGCUGACGAAACAAAGCAUGAGCUCGACCAUCACAUCUCUAACAACACAGCUCAAUAAUAGGAAAAAAGAACAGCUAGCGCUUCGAGAUCAGGUAUCUGAGCUAGAGGAUGUGAAGAUCAGCCUCAACACAGCUGUUGAGAAGCAACGCAAGCUUCAAUCAGAGAAGACCAGGCUCUCUUACCAGGUUGAAGAACUCAAUCAGGCAAAAAAUAAACUUCAAGGCAACAUCGACAUUCUCACUGAGAAAUUGCAAGAUGCUCAUCUUGAUGAGGAGAUUGUGCAGCCCACCAUUGAUGAGGACGCCAAGGCCAGGUUCCACCAGCUUUAUCAGUUUGAUAUAGAUCAGCUUAACAAACUUGCUGAUACGUUUGAUCGCUUGGUUGACGAUAGUUCCAUCAACGAGCCGAUCGAGAAGAUCAGGACGAUCAAGGAUUUCCUCAGUAAAAGCGAUGCAUUGAUUCUGGACUAUUCUGACGAUGUGAUUUCGGAUCUACUUGAGUGUCACAAGAUGUUGUUUCAGUAUUUUGCUAAGGCAGCUGAUCUUUCUGUUGACGAUCAUAUCACUCUUUUGCUCAAAAGAGAGCAGAGAGCGAAAGAAAACGAGCAGCACAUUGAUCAACUUAGCAAGCGAAUUGUGCAACUAGAAGAACAAAACGACAAGCUUUCCAGGCAAAAUGAAAAAGGAGAUGGCACUCCUGAAUACGACCUUAGGCUUGAGGAGCUCACAGCUAGGUGGAAAGCAGAACGUGAAGCUAGGGUCUACGAGAAUAGACUGGCGAAGAGGAGGUUUAAUGAACUCGAGGAAGAAAUUGAUCGUCUCAGAGAAGCCGUGGCUCCUACCUACGAGGAACUUGAGAAGGAAGUCACUGUCGAUGACCUUGACUUCUCUGAUUUGGAGGCCAAGUACGCCGUCAGCUCCGACUUGGGGCUCGACAACUACGUGGUUGUGGACGGUACUCCAAAGGCCCCAGCUUCUAAAGCUCCAUUGUUGGAGAAAGUUUUGAGAAAGUUUUUGAGCAAAGUCGGCGAAAUUGUCGAGGGCGAGGCCGGUUUGUACCUUCCAGUCGAGGACAACAUGACCAAGGGCUACAUUUUUGUUCAGUACAAGAAGCCAGAGAGCGCUAAUGCAGCUGUUCUGACCUUCCACAACAAGCCUUUCGAUGCCAAGCACAAGUUGCUUGUCAACAAGUUUGCUGAUGUUGAGAGAUACUGUAACGAGGGCAACGUUGCCGACGAGUUCGUUGAGCCAGAGGUGCCUCCAAUGAAGGAGACCGGUUACUUGAAGUCUUGGUUGCAAGAUGACGCUGGUCGUGACCAGGCUGCCUUGCACUUUUCUGAAACCGUCGGUGUCUACUGGACCAACAAGAAGGUUGACCCCAAGGCCGUUACCGAGCCAAGAAAGGGCUUCACUUCCAAGUACGCCAAGUUCUCUCCAAAGGGUACCUACUUGUUCUCGAUUCACCCACAGGGUGUUCAGUCCUGGGGUGGUGCCAACUUUGACAGUGUCAGCAAAUUCGUGCACCCACAGGUUCGUUUGAUCGACUUUUCUCCCAACGAGAAGUACAUGGUGACCUUGUCUCCUGCCCCAAUCACUAUGCCUACCAACGCCGAGGAGGCUGCUAACUUCCCAUUCGGUCCUGAGUCUGAAGGCCACAAAUUGGUCAUUUGGGACUUGACCACUGCUGAGGUUGCCAGAACAUUCGCUUUGCCUCCUCACUUGGAGAACCAGAAAGACAUGCCAUGGCCUCUUGUGAAGUGGUCUUUCGAUGACAAGUACUGUUGUCGUCAAGGCCCAGACGCCUUGGCUGUCUACGAGACCCCCUCUUUCCAGUUGUUGGACAAGAAGUUGGUCAAGAUCGACGGUGUUGUCGACUUUGAGUGGGCUCCAGCUGGUGUCCAUUUGUUGGGCUCCAGAGAGGAGCACGGCGAGCACGUCUUGUCCUACUGGACCCCAGAAACAGCCAACCAGACCGCCAGAGUUGCUCUUAUGCAAAUUCCAUCCAGAAGAGUUCUCAGAACCGUCAACUUGUUCCAGGUCAGCGACUGUAAGAUGCACUGGCAGGACGAGGGUAAAUUCUUGUGUGUGAAGGUCGACCGUCACACCAAGUCCGGUAAGACGUUCUUCUCCAACCUUGAGUUUUUCAGAACCACAGAGAGAGACAUUCCUGUUGAGAAGUUGGAGUUGAAGGACGUGUGUAUCAAUUUCGCAUGGGAGCCAGUUUCCGAUAGAUUCGUCACCAUCAGCAGGUUGGAUGACGGUAACAACAACCCAGCCAUUCCAAAGAACCUGGUUUCUUUCUACUCGACAGAGCCUGCCACCAAGAACAAGGCAGCCAAGUUCAGAGUUCUCUCCAAGGUCGAGAACAAGCACUCCAACACACUCAGUUGGUCGCCUAGAGGCAGAUACAUUGUCGUCGCUACCAUCGCCAAGUCUUCUGGUGAGUUGGAAUUCUACGACACCAACUUCGAGGACGAGACCACCAAGAAGCCUACAGUCAAGUUGCUCAAGGGCGAGAAGUUCGGCGGUAUGACCAACAUCUCCUGGGAUCCAUCUGGAAGAACCGUUGCUGCCUGGUCUUCUUCCUGGGUGCACGCUAUCGAGAAUGGUUACAGAUUGUACGAGUUCACUGGUGAGCAGUUGAGAGACGACUCGAUGGACCAGUUCAAGGACUUCAUCUGGAGACCCAGACCCGCCUCUAUGCUUACGGCUGCCGACCAGAAGAAGGUCAAGAAGCAGUUGCGUGAGUACAGCGCCCAGUUUGACGAGAUUGACGCCAUGGAGGCCGAUGCUGCCACCAGAGAGGCCAUCUUGUUGCGCCGUAGACUCCUUGAAGAAUGGAAGGAGUACCGUGCCAAGCACGCGGGCAAGAAGGUGGAGGACCACGACGUGGAGGCCGAGAUUGUCGAGGAGAUCAAGGAGGAGAUCAUUGAGGAGACCGAGGAGUUGGUCGAGUAA
Molecule: messenger RNA, 4290 nt
Organism: Candidozyma pseudohaemuli
Lineage: Eukaryota; Fungi; Ascomycota; Pichiomycetes; Serinales; Metschnikowiaceae
Product: eukaryotic translation initiation factor 3 subunit B
Exons: 2
Coding region: 1-4290 (1429 amino acids)
Biological process (GO): translational initiation
Cellular component (GO): eukaryotic translation initiation factor 3 complex
Molecular function (GO): translation initiation factor binding; RNA binding; translation initiation factor activity
Source: RefSeq, a predicted model, not a curated record